Messenger RNA from Lymnaea stagnalis (great pond snail), 7400 nucleotides. NCBI's taxonomy places the organism in Eukaryota, Metazoa, Mollusca, Gastropoda, Lymnaeidae. The record is from the annotation of a GenBank genome assembly.
AAGACGUAAUAAAAUAUAACUAAAUGAAAUAUCAUUUAUUCAAAAUUAAAGGUAAGUGGUGGACAGACUUUGCAAAGUAUGUUGAUAAAUAUAUUUGCAACAAAUUACUUACAUAACAUCCUUAAUACCAUAUCAACUAUUUUAAAGUUGUGUGUUUAUUUUUAUUUUUUUUAUUAAACAUGUGAUUUUGCUUUCAAAGUAUUGAAUUGCAGGGUUUAACUUGCCAUACUAUAAUGUAAAAAAACACUUAAUUAUGCAGAAAAGUAUAAAUAAUAUUUGAUCAUUUACAUGGAAUAAUGUAACUGUUUAUUAAUGCUUUACCCUAUUUAUAUUCUGUUACUUGGACGUUACGACUAUUAUAGGUUUAGGUCUUUGGAUAAACAUUCAAUAAAUGAACUGAAUUUUCUUCCAUAAAUUAAUGUCUGGAACAUAAAUAUUUAUUUGACAAACGAAUCUCUGUUUUUAAUGGGUAAAAAAUGAAAAUAAAAGCAAUAAGGAUAUUAAAUUUGUGAUGACUCUUAAUGAGUGCCCAAGAAUGUAAAAUUUAAAUAUGGUUUUGAGAAUUUCGGUUUCGGGGGCAUCAGGCUUAAGCGUUUAUAAACCUAAAAGUUAAUAAACCUAAAAUCUAAUUAACCUAAAAGGUAAUAAACCUAGAAGUUAAUUAACCUAAAAUUUAAUAAACCUAAACAUUAAUAAACCUAAAAGUUAGUAAACCUAAAAUUUUAAAGCUAAAAGUUAAUAAACAAUUUAGUUAUUAAUCUAUCAUAUAUUUAUUUAUUUAGGCAUUUUUAUAUAGCGCUUACCUUAAAGCUCUAAGCGCUUUACAAUUAUUAAAAACAUGUAAACUACAAUAAAAAUGAGACACUAGGAUAGUAACUACUAUACUAUAGAAACAAUUAAAAUGGCUAUAAAACGAGGACACUUUGGCACGUUUUGGCCUAUAUUACAGAAUUAACCCGAGACAGAAAAUGAGGCAGGGCAAGGAGGGUGCAUCACGGGUCAUAGGCGGACCUAAACAGAUGGGUUUUAAGGGACUUUUUAAAAGUGGACGAGGUUUCACGUAUUAAGUAAACGGGUUUCCGUUCAAAAGCUAGAAACUAGAUGAACAUUAUAAAAAUAGCAUGUGCCCCUUCUUAUAUAAAUUGAUUAAAUACCUUUGAAUUACAAUGGGGAAAAAAAUUGAAAAGUUUGUGAAAAUUUAAAGUAAAAAAAAUUAAUUAAUAAAUAACCAUUUGUAUGUCUUCUCAGCUAAGCCAGACUGAGGUCCAAAUUAGCAUAAGCGAACAAUGGGGACGUACACGUGCAGGCUUGUCACCAGCUGGAUCAUGUUCUCGUUGGCUCUGAGCGCCUUAGUCAUCGCCAUGCUCCUUGAAGGCUGGGGCCUGUACACCAACAAGGUCACCGACAUCAAUCAUGAAUUCGGACUCUUCAGGAAAACGUAUUACGAGUACAACUUUAACGUCAACGUGGAAGUGUACACUCUAGGUGCAGGUAAGUCACCACUUGUACUGAAAUGUGGCACGAGAGACUUUGGUCCAGACUUUCACCAAACGGACAGCGGCAAUAAUGACGAACAGGAAAAUAACGCUUGUAUAUUCUCGAUAAAAAAUCGUGCGAAAGAAAAGUUGCUCACGUGGUAAAGCCUGAAAUAUUGCAGCCCCCCCCCCAUCCUCCUCCCACCUUUCAACAAUAAAAGUUCAAAUAAUACACAGACAUUAAUUUGUUUUUAAUCUAAGAGAAGGAAACUCUGAAAUCAAACCCGGAGAUGGAGCCCCGAAAGGCGGAUAACAUUGAUACAAUGAAACAUUCCGACAACUCCUGCGACGUCACUGGUGCCAAGCUGUAUCAUCCAAUGAUGUUCCCUUGGGUUAUCCAGCGGCGUGGAGAGAGACGAUUUGCUGUUGGGAACCAGCUUAUAAUCCUUGAAGAAUAAUCCCAGGCCAUGUGGAUUUCGUCCGAAGCCCACUCCAUCGUCACAUUGUGACGGACGGAUGCUAGCAAAAAAAUUGUUAAUAUAUUUUCAUCAAGGUUUUGGAGGAUUUUGGCAAUCCCCUUAUGUCUUCACCCAUGGCAUUUUCCUUAAACGAAACAUGCAACGACUUUUGAUAUCUAACAGUUUAAUUCUAGCUGAACCUGUUCUGAAAGUUAAAUCAUUUGUUAUCUUUAGCUUAGAAUUAUUACGCGAUCGUAAAAAAAUGUCACUUUAAUUCGAAGUGAUGCUUCUUUUUUUCUUCGAAAUAUCAAAUUUUCAAAGAGUUCUGUUCCAUGCUGGAAAUCUUAAGGUUUUCACGUGUGUAAAUAACCGAGCUCGUCCCAUUAGUUCUGUAGUUCUGGGAGAUGUUAUGCCUCAACGGGUAACUGGAGCAUGUGUACUGCUCAAAGCGACAAAAUCACGAGAAAAGCAGGCAGCGUUCGGAACGAUACAGCAGGUUUUGUCUUUGCUGUGUAAAUUUUUUGUUUUUAAAUUCACGUUCAAUGUUUCCAAAGACUGUCCCCUUCCCUCCUCCCGGUAGUUUGGCUUUUAAUAGUAUGAAUUAUUGACAUAAAAUAUCCUGAUCUGAAACCAAAUGUUUCUUACAAAUAUCGUUACAUGACUUAGUUUUUUUUUUUAAACUAUAAAUGGUUUCAAUGAAUUCUAACUAUAGAAACGUAUAGAAACCAAUGUUAAAAUGCAUGUGCUUUCUUUGAACAGCAUUCUCAACAGCCAUUUUUGCCGUGACCAUCGUUGCUAUUCUGUUGUGUGCCAUCUGUGUCUUGCUGUCCUUCAUCAUGAUGUGUGCCGACUGCUGCUGCAGGGUGACACAGUGCAUGGCCGUCAUACCCAAAAUAACCAUGGCCUUUGCGCUCAUAGCAGGUUGGUUUACUAUAGUUAGCCAGUCUUCGACCUUCCACUUUCAGCACAUGUGUAGAUUGCUUACCAGUGACUAGUAUGUACUGUUACAUUUGAAACGACUUAGUUGUAAAUUACGCUUGACAUACUAAUCUAGGGAAAUAAGGAAGAAUUUUUUUUUUACUAGCUGAUUUACCCGGCGUUUUACUGGUUGCAUUCGGAUAAUAGAAAACGUUAAAAGUUUUCAAAUUUAAUAAUGGCCAAGCAAUAAGAAAUAUAAUAAAAAGGAAGAAGGUUUAACCAUUCACACAGAAAUGAAAAAUGCACAUCAUUAAUUACAGUAAAAUUAUAUAGAGAGUAAAAAAAAAAAAAUUAAAUAUGAAAAUUAAACACGGCAACAAGAAGGAAAAAGACAAUAGGCGCAAAAAUACAAAAUAAACAAUAAUAGCUUAAACACUCAUUAGAAUAUCAAUGCAUUGUAAAAAAAUAAUUAAAUACGAAAAAAUCAAUAUUGCGUAACAACUUCGAUGCCACUAAUGACUUGGACUUUCUAUUAUUUAAGAUAACAUAACUAAUAAACACGUAGGUACGAGACUCAAUGUAGUAAUGGAAGCUGCAGUCAUGAAAAUUGAUGUUAAAUAGGUUUAAAUACAGUCGACUGCAAAAUAACGGUAAAAAUGUAAUCGUAGAGGGACAGAAAUGGAAAUGCAAGUAAUGAGAGCCUGAAGGACAGUAUUUGGAUUAUAAAAAGUCAGUGAUUGUCUCUAAGAAACAUUUACCACAGGGGCAAUUACAGAUGCGUACAGUAGUCCCUAAAUGGAAGAAGACGGGCACAGAGUUCUAUUGUAGUCUCUACAUGUACGAAGACUGGUACUGAGUUCUAUUGUAAUCCUAAAUGGAAGAAUAUGGUCUCACAGUUCUACAGUAGUCCCUUUAUGGAAGAAGACGGGCACAGAAAUUAUCGUAAACCCCAAAUGGAAAAAUAUAGGCACAAGGUUCUAUUUUAGUCCCUAUAUGGAAGAAGACGGGCACAGAGUUCUAUAGUAGACCCAUAUAUGGAAGAAGACGGGCACAGAGUUCUAUAGUAGACUCAUAUAUGGAAGAAGACGGGCACAGAGUUCUAGAGUAGACCCAUAUAUGGAAGAAGACGGGCACAGAGUUCUAUAGUAGACCCAUAUAUGGAAGAAGGCGGGCACAGAGUUCUAUAGUAGACCCAUAUAUGGAAGAAGACGGGCACAGAGUUCUAUAGUAGACCCAUAUAUGGAAGAAGACGGGCACAGAGUUCUAUAGUAGACCCAUAUAUGGAAGAAGACGGGCAGAGAUUGCUACUCUUUUGAAACUAGGAGCUUAAAUAUCUAGGAAGUAUUUUCACCGUGUACAGAAAACUGAAAGGAGAGAUAGAGAUAUGAAUACAGCAGCAGAUUUCAGGCCCAACUCGCAUCACUUCUAAGACCCCAGAAUAUAAUGAUGGAGACCAAAGCUAGGAUAAUUAACACUGUCUGAGCUCUGAAGAGUAGCCAGUGAAAAAUAAAUUCCUUAUUAUUGCACAGCUGUUAACACAAGAAGGACCACAUUCGGAACCAAGAAAUAAGAACCACUUCUGGUGACAUACGAAUCACCCGGUAUAUUAUGGCCUAACAAAAAAUUAAUUGGUUCGGCCAACUGGCCAGAAUGCCUGUCAACCAACCUGAAUUGUAGGCUUACAAUAGCAGGAACUCAGGUUUCAGGGGCUUGGAUUGAUUGUAUUAGUACACCAUACACAUCUAUAAUUGAAGGACUGCUUUCAAGCUGUGUAAAUGAAAUAGUAGAACAAGUUAUGUUGAAGCUUGAAUCCAUAGACAGGACAACAUGAACCUCCGGCAGGCCUCACACCUUGCGGCCAUCCGUCAAAUAUACCUCCUGGUAGAAAAGCGGACAGAAGAAGAAGCAUGUGCUACUAUUGUGAUUCAUGUUCAUUGCUUCUUUACAUCAAUACCAUUUAAUUUGAUGACUUUAUUUGAUAGAUUUUCUUCAUCAAAACCUAUUAUCUUUAUUUCGCCCCGUAGGUCUCUUAGCCGAGUGUGGCUGCGUCCUGUUUCUCAUCGACAUCUAUGCUGUGGACCCACCCAAUAAAAAGUUCGACAUUGCAAUUUUUACCGACAUUGGUUACGUCCUACCCUACUACUGCUUCUACAUCGUGAUGGCCAUGGGCAUUCUGCUUAUGGUCGCUGGCUGUACAAACUUCGGGGCCAGACACGCCAGCAAGGUUGGGGUCGAAGACCAGAGGGCGAUCGCGAUAUCUGUGGUGGGGAGUCAGAGUCAGAGCCAGAGCCAGAGCGCCACAGCCAUCAAUCCCUACGCGCACCCUAACAACAUGCAGAUGAGCGGCUACUUCGCGCCACCCGCAGCCAUGCCAGGCCAGUUUCAGGGUUACCAGGCCACGACCAUGGGCUUCUUCCCACCAAAUAUGGGCUAUUAUGGCCCCAGACUCGUUGUGACCAACAUGUCCACCCAAACGUCAAGUACUGACAUACACAAAGCUGUGAAGUAUGAGGGAGGGAAAGGCCCUAAGAAGAAGUAACAGCCACUUUCAGUAAAAAAAUAUAAUAUGGCUUUUCUUUUUAUGAUGAAUUCUUAUUUUAAAGAAAUACCGCAAUUGUUUUAUUCUUUAUGCGCUCAAGUUUAAAAUCACCAUUUUAAGGAUAACAUUGGCCAGUUUUUUUUUAAAGUUUUUUUUUAAAACAUCCUUUGAUUAUUUUUAAAAUCAAAUUAAUUAUGUUUUCUUCUGGAAAUUAACUUUUUAAAUGAGAAAAAGGAAGGAUUUACGUUAAGGUCCCAUCUAUUUUUAAUUGUAACAAUAUGAACAAUUAAGUUUAUUUCAUAUUUUUAAAAGCAUUGAUGUGAUAUAAUAUUUAUACUUUCAUGUUACCAUAGGAAGUCUUGCAUUAUUAUUCAAUUUUCAAAAAUAAUCAGGCGAGAUGAUUAUGAUUAUUAAAACAAAAAUGGGAAAUAAUUAAUUUGAAUUUGUUCUUUUCAUUUUAUAUAUUGUAGACAAAUAUAACUAACAGUUGAAUAUUUUGUAUUCAAUAUUUUAUUAUGAACUUGUUAACUGUAUAAUAUCUUAUUUGAUCCAGUCCUCGAACUAUUGGAACUAUUUAUUUCCUUCAGAUAUUUACUUUCAUGUACCUUUUUGCUUUAAAAGUAAACCGAUUUCAGUCUUGACCGAUGCAUCAAACACUGAAUUUGCAGUAAUCCUCAAGAUAAAAGGGAAAUGAAUAUUUCGACCUUAAACAACUUCCUACUCUGAUCAGAGGCGUAGCGAGAGUGUUUGGCGCCCGGGGACAAGAUUUGCAUCCAGGGACAAGAUUCAUUUUAAAGCGCCUUCUUUUCCUUUCAACUCUCAAACCCAAUAUUUUCAUCAAUAAAAUAAUAUCAAAGCACAUUUUGGCGACCCUAUGGAACAUAUGUCCCUCCUGCCACCAACCCCUUCGUUACGCCUCUGACUCUAAUUUGAAAACCGGAGAUUUUUGUUUUAACUGUAGAUUUAACAAAUAGUUAUGAGAAUUUUUUUUAGUAACCAAUUUUUGUUAAGAUGUUUAAAUUUUUAGUGCAUAUCUGUAAUAAAAGAGGACAAUUUAUAGUUUGUGUUGCUCGAAGUGUACAUUUUAAAAGAUUAUUUUUUUUAACAAAUUAUAAAAAAAAAAAUAUUCCAGACUAAGUUUUUAACGUGAUUAGUUAAAUCCCCAAUUAUUCUGUAUUAGAACAAUUUUACAAGCGCAAAUUAAACUAAUAUUUCUAAAGAGUAAUACAUUGUGUGUACAAACAAUCUUUGCUCGCACAAUUUUUUUAGUAAAUCUCAAAGUAAGUUAUAACGCCCAUACUACUGUUAAAUUUUCUUCUGUGUCUACAUUAUAGAAUCCUAUAAUGAAUAAGCCUUGCAUCCUAUGGUGUUGUAAAAACGGGCCUAAGACUCUUGGCGAAAUUUCUUGAAAAUCGAAAAAAAAUUCUAUGGUUAGAGGCGUAAAGCGACAUUUGGGCGACAUUAGAGAGACAUUAGAGAGACAUUAGAGCGACUUUAGAUUGGCAUUAAAGCGGCAUUAGAGAGAAAUUAGAGCGACAUUAGAGCGACAUUAAAGCGACAUUAGAUUGGCAUUUAAGCGACAAUAGAGCGAAUUUAAAGCGACAUAGCCACACAAUUAUUUUCGUUGCUACUUCAUAGCUGUAAGGAUAUAUGUUUUCAGAUGGUCUUAGGCGACCCCUGGAAAAGGGUCCCGCGACCCCCACAGGUUUAGAACCGCUGCCUUAGAGCGAUAAACAAGUACUCGAAUGCCCAUUCUUACAGUACAUUUCGUUAAUUCGAUGUUUUGAAACCAUUGACAAAUUUACAUAUCUAUUAUUAGACGUUAUUUAAGGAAAACUAAAUGCAUCAUAACUAGUCUAGUUUCUUAAAGUGUCAUAUUUUUUAAAUAGUUUUAUUUAGAUGUGUCAAGCAGGUUUAUAACAAACGUUUGAGGUUUCAUGGGUAUAAAUUAUGUAGGUAUAAAUAUUGAAACAAUUACAACGGCAUAUAAAGAUAGUAUCUUGUUCUGCA